AUGGACCAAGGAAACAAAUCAAGAGUGACUGAAUUUAUAUUGCAAAGCCUUUCAGGGUCUCGAGAGCUACAGCUUUUCUAUUUUGCAUUUUUCACACUUUUCUAUUCAUCCAUUGUACUGGGGAACUUCCUCAUUGUGCUUACAGUCAUAUCUGAACCUGCGCUGCAUACGCCCAUGUACUUCCUGCUCAGUAACCUGUCCUUCAUUGAUGUGUGCUUAUCCACAUUUGCUACCCCCAAAAUGAUUGUUGACUUCCUUAUGGAGCGUAAAGUUAUCUCUUUUGAGGGCUGCAUGGCCCAGAUCUUUUUUCUGCAUGUCUUUGCUGGUGGUGAAAUGAUGCUUCUUGUGGCCAUGGCAUAUGAUAGAUACGUAGCCAUCUGUCGACCCCUGCACUAUGGAACCAUCAUGAGUGCACGGAAGUGCACAAGUCUUGUGGUGGGCUCCUGGCUCAUUGGGGUUCUGCACUCAGUGAGUCAGUUGGCCUUCACGAUAAACCUUCCAUUCUGUGGCCCCAAUAAAGUAGACAGUUUUUUCUGUGACCUUCCCCUAGUUAUCAAACUUGCCUGCACUGAUACUUUUACUCUUGAGAUAAUGAUGCUUUCAGACAGUGGUCUAAUGGCCAUGACAUCCUUUGUGCUGUUACUGAUCUCUUACACUGUCAUCCUAGUCACUGUUCGCAGGCGAUCCUCAGGAGGCAUGGCAAAAGCAAAGGCUACUCUGUCUGCCCAUAUCUCUGUGGUGACUCUGUUCUUUGGACCCUGCAUCUUCAUUUAUGCUUGGCCUUUUAGCAACUUCCCAGUGGAUAAGGUCCUCUCAAUAUUUUAUACAGUUUUCACCCCUCUUCUAAACCCUUUAAUCUACACCUUGAGAAAUAAAGAAGUAGUAUUAGCCAUGCAAAAACUAAGGAGUUGGCAAGUGAGGACCUGGUGGUCUCCUAGCUGUCUGUUGUGA
This is a messenger RNA of Erinaceus europaeus (western European hedgehog), 951 nucleotides long. Its product is annotated as olfactory receptor 4K15-like. Gene Ontology annotation, molecular function: olfactory receptor activity; G protein-coupled receptor activity. The coding region runs from base 1 to 951 and encodes 316 amino acids. NCBI's taxonomy places the organism in Eukaryota, Metazoa, Chordata, Mammalia, Eulipotyphla, Erinaceidae. The record is from RefSeq and is a predicted model, not a curated record. Gene Ontology annotation, biological process: G protein-coupled receptor signaling pathway. The transcript has a single exon. Gene Ontology annotation, cellular component: membrane.